Molecule: messenger RNA, 9780 nt
Organism: Argiope bruennichi
Lineage: Eukaryota; Metazoa; Arthropoda; Arachnida; Araneae; Araneidae
Gene: AP-1gamma
Product: AP-1 complex subunit gamma-1-like
Exons: 23
Coding region: 89-2614 (841 amino acids)
Biological process (GO): Golgi to vacuole transport; intracellular protein transport; receptor-mediated endocytosis
Cellular component (GO): Golgi apparatus; AP-1 adaptor complex; membrane coat
Molecular function (GO): clathrin-cargo adaptor activity
Source: RefSeq, a predicted model, not a curated record
UCUUAGGGCAACAGCAAGUAAUUUUAGCGCUGUGGUACAACUUAGGUUGGGAGAGGUUUAGAGAAAAAAACUGGCAACUCCUUUCGUCAUGGAUAUUCAAUCUGCCAUAUCAAGGUUGAAUGCUUACACUAACAUGCCAACUCCAAUGAGGCUUCGAGACUUAAUUCGGCAGAUACGUGCUGCUCGAACUGCUGCUGAUGAACGAGCUGUUGUGCAAAAAGAGUGUGCAUACAUACGCUCUUUGUUCCGAGAAGAGGAUAAUACUUGGAGAUGUAGAAAUGUUGCAAAAUUAUUGUACAUACACAUGCUUGGGUAUCAAGCACAUUUUGGGCAGCUAGAGUGUUUAAAACUUAUUGCUUCGCCAAGAUUUACUGAUAAAAGAAUUGGAUAUUUAGGCUCUAUGUUGCUAUUAGAUGAAAGACAAGAUGUUCACUUGCUCAUUACAAAUUCCCUUAAAAACGAUUUGAAUAGCAAUACUCAGUUUGUCAUUGGUUUAGCACUGUGUACUCUUGGUGUGAUAUGCUCUCCUGAAAUGAGUCGAGAUUUAGCUGGUGAAGUAGAAAAAUUACUCAAAACUUCAAAUGCUUAUGUGAGAAAAAAGGCUGCACUUUGUGCUUUUCGAAUUAUAAAGAAAGUUCCUGAAUUAAUGGAAAUGUUUAUUCCUGCCACAAGAUCUCUUCUUACUGAAAAAAAUCAUGGUAAUAUUGGUAUUGAACACAAUCACGGUGUUCUUAUUACUGCUGUUGUACUUUUAACUGAAAUGUGUGAAAAGAGUCCAGAUGCUUUACAUCAUUUUAAAAAGUUGGUUUCAAAUUUAGUGCGGAUCCUUAAAAAUUUGAUAAUGUCAGGAUAUUCUCCUGAACACGAUGUGUGUGGUGUUAGUGAUCCUUUUCUGCAGGUGAAAAUUUUAAGGUUGCUGAGAUUACUAGGCAAAAAUGAUCCAGAUGCAAGUGAAUCCAUGAAUGAUAUUCUUGCCCAAGUUGCAACAAAUACAGAGACAAGUAAGAAUGUAGGAAAUGCUAUUCUGUAUGAAACAGUUCUUUCUAUUAUGGAUAUUAAAUCAGAAAGUGGACUCAGAGUCCUUGGUGUAAAUAUACUGGGAAGGUUUUUAUUAAAUACCGACAAAAAUAUUAGAUAUGUUGCCCUAAACACAUUGUUAUGCACUGUACAAGCUGAUUAUAAUGCAGUGCAGCGUCAUCGGAGUACAAUUGUAGAAUGCCUAAAGGAUCCAGAUGUAUCAAUUAGAAAGAGGGCUAUGGAACUUUGCUUUGCUCUUGUCAAUGCAAGUAACAUAAGAUCCAUGACAAAAGAACUCCUGAUAUUUUUGGAGAAAGCUGAUCCUGAAUUCAAAUCCCAGUGUUCUUCAAAUCUCUUUAUAUCUGCUGAAAUGUAUGCACCAUCAAAGCGCUGGCAUAUUGAUACAAUGAUAAAAGUAUUAACCUUAGCAGGAAAUUAUGUCAUAGAUGAUGUAGUGGGAAAUCUUAUUCAACUUAUAUCUGAAUCGUCGUCACUUCAUACUUAUACCGUUCAACAAUUAUGGAAACAGUUAACUGGUGAUCUUGCUACAAAACAGCCAUUAGUACAAGUUGCUGCAUGGUGCAUAGGUGAAUUUGGUGAUCUUCUAAAUUCUUCAGAAGGUCAAGAUGCAUCUCCUGUAAACGUUACUCCUGAUGAAACAUUAGAUCUUUUCGAGAAGGUGACUGUAAAUAUUCAUAUGACGCUCACGACUAAAGAAUAUUCAGUCACUGCUCUAAUGAAACUUAGUGUUCGCUUUCCUGAUCUAGCACCGCGCAUUAAAAGAUUUCUAGAUAUUUUUGGGACAAAUGUUAAUGUUGAAUUACAACAACGAGCAAUAGAAUUUUCUUCAUUAUUCCGAAAAUUCAAUCAUUUAAGGCCUAGUCUUUUAGAACGUAUGCCAGCGAUGGAGAAUAAAAAUUCUAGAGAAACUGUAGUGCAAAAUGGAGAAGUUGGAGAAGACGAGUUAAGUACUAUAAAGGAUGACAAAGAAAAUAAAAAUAUAGAGGAUUCAAGUGUACUUCUGGACCUCCUUUCUAGUACAUCUGAAACUAACUGUCAGCCUGAAGUUUCACAUACAGAGGAAAAAUCUACUUCAGGAGAACCUAACUUACUUGAUCUCCUUGGUGGUUUGGAACUCAAUGAUCAGAAUCAAACUUUUUUGCCAGGUACUUUGCCGUCUUCUACGCAAAAUAUACUGUUAGAAAGAUAUUUGACGUCUCAACCUGAACCAGAAGGCAUUCCACCUGUUACGGCUUUUGAAAAGAAUGGUCUAAGAAUAGUUUUCGAAUUUGAAAAGCCUCCUGAUAAUCCUGAGAUGAUUAUUAUUAAUCUUGUUGCUACAAAUCUUUCUGUAUCGCCUAUAAAUGAUUUUCUAUUACAAGCUGCAGUUCCAAAGGUAUGUCAACUUCAACUACUUCCACCAUCAAACAACUAUAUACCUGCCAAUAAUUUGGGUAAAAUACAACAAACGCUCAAAAUUUUAAAUCCUAGUAAGAGUCAACUGAGAAUGAAAUUAAGGAUAUCUUAUGUUUCUAAUGGAAAGAAUUUUUUAGAACAAGCAGAAGUUAAUAAUAUACCGCAAGCAGUAUAUAUGUAAAAUACUGGUUUUUAUUACAUUGCAAAAUAUAUUAAUCGAAAAACAGGUUUUCUGGGCUCCCAAGCUACAGGCAUGAGGUUGCAUUGGGAUGUGCAUGAAUAAAUUCUAUAAUAUUUGCUGCUGUAAAGGACGAUGUAUAUCUACACGGGAACAGCAAAGGAGACUGAAUAUUUGCUGGUGUUCUGAAUUAAAAUUAGUUAUGAAGAGAAACAGUAUUUAGGAGCUUUUAAAACUAUAUUUUGCACUUGAUCAUUCCAUUGUAACAAAUAGUUGUACAGUAUAAUUUUUAAAUUUAAAAAACAAAUUCAUCUAUAUUAUAUAUAUACAUAUAUAUAUUUAUAUUUUCUUUUUCAAUCCGGUCCAUGGUUGGAACAUAGGGGACUUUUUCAUACUUUUUGUAAUAUCGAAAUGUGAUACUCCUUCUUACCAUUUCCAACUAUGGCUGCUGAAAACACAUAUUUGACUCAUGUUGGAUUUUUAUCUAAAUUCAUUUUCCUAUUAAAAUUUGCUUCUAGAAAGUAGUUCUCUUUGUUUCAUAAUUUACUUUUACGUAUUAAUGAACAGUUUUUCUUUUCACCAAAUUGUUUCUAACUUAAUAAACUUUGAUAUAUAUAUAUAUAUAUUUUUUUUUUCAGUAGAGUUUUUUGAAUUUUUUGCAAAUGUAUUAAUUUGACUUCUUGAAAAAAUUGUAUGUAUAGUGUGUAAAAAUUGUUAAAAAUCUACAUUUUGGAAAUUGGCAAUGUAUGAAAUCCUCAAUUUCAGCAUGCAUUAAUAUUAAUGCAAAAUUCCGUUGUUCAAUGUACACAAUCAUUCAUUUACCUCAGUGUUGUUUUUGGAAUUCAAAAUGCAAUAUUUUCCACAAAUAGAUAUAUUUUAAUAUAGAGAGAUCAUUGUUUUACUUAUUGGGUUUAAUACGCUGCUGUGUUUAUAUUAGUUCAGAUUGUUUGUUAAAGAUCAUACUAGUGUUUUUCGGUCUGAGAAUUAUUUUAUUUCUUAAUAUUUCAUCAAGCGCUAUGUUAUGUUGUUUUAUGAUUUUCUGAAUCUUUUUACUAUAUGCAUUAAAAUAAAAUUUUACGAAAUCAUUAAUUGUUUCCAAUUUUCCUGCUACUCUUGAAAUGUUAACUUUCAGACUUUCAUGCUAUUUUUUAACAUUAUAAAUGUUGCAAUUAAUGCAAAAUAAAAAGGUAAAAUUAAAGUAAAACAGAAAUGCAUUUGCUGCAUUUUGUACCGACUUAUCCAUUCUUAUGUAUUCUAGCUUUCAAAGCUCCUGCCAUAUUUUUGUUAUUUGGUGACUUGCAUUAAUUAAAAAUUUCUUAAAGGCAGUCUGUUAGUUUUAACUGCUAUGUUUUUUUAAAUGAGAUAUAGAAAGUAUAUAGUUCAAUGCAAUUUGGAAUUAAACAAAAUCUUUAAACUUUGCAAUAAUAUUCUUAUUUAAUUUAUAUAUUCUUUUAAUUGUUAUUUAUCAAAUUCAAAUGUGAAAAAAAAUUAUUAAUGUAUUUUCGGUGGGUUUUUCAGUUGCAAACUAAUUUCUGGGAAGUUGAGCGAAAAGGAAGAAUCUUGAUUUGUAUUAUUUGCCUAUCUGUUGGUUUUUCGAAGUGUACCUUUUUUUUUUAUUGAUAUUUUCUGGUAUAAUAAAACAUGUAUAGAUUAUAUCUUACUUCUUAAAAACGUAUUCAAUUUUUUGCCUAAUAAAAGUUUAUUCAUCAAGUAAUUCUAAACUCAAGUUUCCACUUUUUUUUAAAAAAAUUUUAUAUCAUUAAGGUUUAAGGGCAAGUGGUGCGAUUUUCACAUUAUUUUCAUUUACUAAUGGCAGUAUGCCUUAUUUGUUCAUACUUGUAUGAAAGUGCUGAAAGUGUUAAAUGUGCAUACUAGUAAUUAUAUGGGCAAGUAAGUUCAGUAACUUCAUAUAAGGCAACCAUUCUGCCGGAAAGUAUUACAAUAUACGUAUUGUGCACAUGGGCUCACACCAUCAUCAUUUUUGUGAGGUUUUAGAAAUGUCACACAUAUUCUGUACCUAAGACAAUUUGUGCAACUCCUUGUCGAGUACAUAAUGUUGAACAGAAAUUUCGUUUUUACAUUCUCUUUAAGACAUGCAAACAUAUUUCAUUAUUUUACUUCUCAAGUGUAAUGGAUGAGUCAUAAAUGAUUCCUUGCUCUCAUUUGAGUAUUUAAAGAAUACUAGUGUGCUCCUGCAAAUAAGGUGUGUGAGAAUUAUUUUUCUUCUAGAUGUAUGUGAAAAUUGCUCAUUUCUCUCUGAAGAUGAAAUAUUUUCUCCCGUGAGGCGCUUCUCAGUAAUAUUAUAGUUAAUAGCAAAUUCUUCAUUAACAUCAUGAUGCCACAACUCAUAUAUAUUGAACUGUAAAUUAAAAACUGUACAAAAUAAAUAUUGUUAUUUCUUAGAUGCUGCGAUCAGAUUUGCAUUGCAGUAAGAUAUGUAAUUAAAUAAUUUCUUAUAUCUAAUAGACUUCAUUUUUUUAAUUGUGACAAUUAAAGCACAUGAUAAAAGUACUUUUAUCUGUAGGAAUUAUUGUUCUUUCCUUAAGCGUUAUUACAAAUUCAUUUUUUUAAAGAUUAAAUUAGUAUUUUAUUUAUGUUUACAGAAGUGACAUAUUUAAUAAGGAAUUGUGAAGAAGAAUAGGGACAUUUUGUUUUUACCUUCUUUUUUCUUCCUGUUUUUACCUUCUUUUUAAAAAUCAAGAAUGUGCUCUUUUGUUUCGCUCCUGGUUUCAUAGUUAAAAUUGUUUUCAAAAUUAGCUAACGUACUUAACACCAGAGGUAUCUCAUUUUUUUCCUUCUUGGAAAUAUUGGCAGGAACAAUAACCAGUGUGGAAUAAAAGUAAAAUAAAUAAACUACUAAAUAUUUUCUUAGGAAUAUGUAUUGUUUCUUUUAGUUCCCUCUAACUGAUGCAGGAAUACAAGAGUUUUAAUGAAGUCGUAUUGUGAUUAUAUAUGGAAAUAUAUCACAAAAAGUAAAGUAUAUUUGUUAAUGCUGGGAAAUUAUUAGUGGCAUAAAUUUUUUUGGGAUAUUAGUAGGAUAUGAAUGGGUUGUUAACAAAUGAUCAGUUAGUACAAAAUAAAGAUGUUUUAUGAUUAUAUAGAAAGUUACAUUGCAAAAAUAUAUUUGAUAAUAUAGGAAGAAUGUUAUUUCUGCCAAGUGAUUUUAAAUAAAUUUUAUUAGAUAUGAUUUGUUAAUUCAAAAUAAGGAAUUCCAAUGCAUUGAGAAGUUGUACAAAGAAAAGACCACUAUGUACUCAUUUAUUUUAGUACAUGCAAUGUACUAAAUAAUUGAUAAAAUGAAAAAUGCAAUUAAUAAUAUUUCUCAAAUGCUGUUACAUUUGUAAUUUCUGAUUUAAAUUCUUAAAGUGCAUUGUUUUAUGUUCGUGAUAAAAAUAUCUGUAAAAUUUAAUUUGAGUGAUUCAACUAAAUUGUCAGAUGCACAAAAACUUUUUUCGUAUUUGCAUCCAAAAUAUGUUACGAAGGGAUAAAAUGCUAAUAUUAUUAAAAAGAAGUUAGAAAGUUAUAUUUAAGUAUUAAGUUGUAUUCCUAACAAGUUCGCUUGUUUAUUUAUGAACGAUUUAAUUUGAAGUAUUAUUUCAGAAUUUGCAUGGAUUUGUGUUUUUUUAGUGGUAAUCAGUUUGCAUGGUAAUCAGUUUUAUAGUGUCUAUUGUUUGAUGCGAUUCUGAAAAUUAAAAAUCCUUAAUAGUGAUUAGAUACAAGUAAUUCUGACACCUUAAAUAAUGGACUAAAAUAUGUAAUGAUGCAUUUAAAGAAACGUCAAAUCCUUUCCUCUAUUAAAUUUCAUUUUCUUAUUAAUUUAAAACCAUCGUAAAUUUAAUUAGCUUUAAUUUGGGAUAAGAAAUCUUUGACUUAGAAAACUGAUUCUUGCUUCUUAAUAACUAAGUAAAUAGUGUUCUGUGAAACUACAUUUAUAAAAUUGAGUCUUAACUCUUUAUGUCCUAUGUGCAUUGGGAUUAUUGCUCUUUAAACUUAUAAGCUGAAAUUAAAUCUUUAAAAAAAGCUAUUAUUCAAUGCAAAGUUUACACUUGAUCCACAAAGACGCUAUAAUCAAUACAAAAGUUACACAUAAUUCACCUCAAGUAUUCUACGGAUUCCUGAUUGAAUCUGCAGGAUUACAUAUUGCGAAAAUUGGAGGUAUUUAUUCCGAUAGAAGAGAAAAUAAAAUAUCUAAUGUGUUAAUAUAAUAUUCUUCAUGCUAAAGAUGCUAUGUAAAAAGAAUUUAAAAUUUUAUAGCAAUGUUAGUGACCCAUUUAAUGGUAUAUGUAAAGGAAUGCACGCUGGAGUUUAAAAAUUUUUUAACCUUUCUGAAGUUUAUGUAAAUAUACGUGAGUUCCAUUAUAGUAAGAUCAUUUUUUCGGUAGUGGUGAGCGGCAAACAAGCAAUACAAUACUUAAUUUGUUUAAAAUCAUUUUAUUUUCUUCAAUAAAAUGUGUUGUUUUAUGCAUACGGAUAAAUCUUAUCGCAGUAACACUGAUCUCAUGUCUAGUGAAAUAUUUAGUAUGACACUUGAACGGAAUUGAAUAGAAAUGAAAUGAAUGUGAAACUGAUUAUGUCUAAUGAAUCAAUAAGAAAAAAGAAUGUAUAUAUUGUUGACUGUACUUGUAAAAAUUAUGAUCACAUGUAUAAAUAAUAUCUAUAUAAGACUUAAGGAUUUAAAAAAAAAAAAAAACAAGAAUUGGAAAAUUCGUAUAAAUUACAUUUUUUUAAACAACCUUAUUUUUUUUAUAUUUUGACAGAAUGCUCGGUUAUAAUAUGUAGUUUGUGUAUAAUUUCACUGCACCUUAAUAUUAACAUUGUUUAAUUGUAAGCUAGUUAUCCAAGAUGCAGAAACCAUCAUUGAUAUUUAAGUAAUUUUCAAUUUAUUUUUCAUUAGGUUUUGAAAUCUUUAAAUUUUUCUGAAUAUUUGCUGAUCAGCACUUGCUGAGUUUGGAACUUAGAGCCUUUAUACAUAAGUCCAUCCUUUUAAAAUUCUAGACUAACUGUUGUGUUAUAACAGGUUUUAUUUGUUUCUUAUACUUGAUAAGAUUGUUUAUCUCCCCUAUACUUUUUCAAGUGCAUUCUUGUAAAACCUGAGAAUUAAUAUUUCUAAAUUUUCUGUGAUUGUGUUGAUUAGAAUAAUUAAACUGUUAUUUGAUGUAAAGGAAUAUAUAUUUAUUCGUAAAUGUAAUUAUCUCAAUAUAUUUGUUCUCACAUUUAUUAACGAAGAAAACCAUAACUUGUAUUAAUUAGCACUUUUACAUAUAAUUUUUAUUGUGGAACAUCAGUUGUAGAUGAAUUUUUUAUUUACUAGUGUGUGUUUGAUUUCAUUUCUCUAAUCUUUAGAUUGCAGUUGAAAUGUUGAAAAUGUCGUACUUCUGCACUGGUUUCUAAAAUAUAGGCGCAAUAGACAUCUUUGUGCAAAAUGAUUUUUUCUGUGUUCUUUCCUAUUAUGAUAGUUCAUUUAGUUAGAACAAAAAUUCUCCAUUCUAAUUUAAAUUCACAUUUCUUCUAUUGUAAAAAGGAAUUUUCUAUAUUCCCUCUUUCCUCUUGGUUUAUGGUAUUUUUUUUUUAUAUGAAAGGAAGAUUAAUAAAAGAUCCGAUUAUUUUUGUGGAAUCUACAUUGUUUUGUGAUACGUGCGCCACUGUGCAAUUUCCUUUCAUUUUUCUAAGAUGUAAUGAAAUUUUUUUGUGCAUGUUUAAUAACACAUUGUUAUGGUUGUGUAAAAUAUGUUCAACUGCAUCUUCCUUAAUUUAAAAUUCAGCAUUAAAGCAGUUUAAAUAUUAUGAUCUGUGCAAAGUACAAGGGAUUCUAUGGUAUAUACAACACAUUUAUAACAUACAAAAAUAAUGUGAAGCAUUUAUUGAUAUUUAUUGUAAUUCAUUUAUAUAAUACAGACAAGAUUCCCACUUUCAUUAUUGCAGCUCUGCUAAUGAAAUCCUAAAAGAUCAAAUAGAUUUCUUUUUUUGCAAAUAUUUAAAAUAAAUAUAUUGUAAUGUUUAAAUUUUGAUAAAUUUCUGUUGACAAUGUUUUAACAUCGCUUGAACUAUAAAUACUGAAUGGAUGAACUAAUCAUUUAACUGAAAGUCUUGAUUGGUAAAUUGUGGAUAAUUCAGAACUGAUGUAAAUUCGCAAUAACUUGAGUUUUUGUCUCUAUGGAACUAAAUGCCUUGUUUUAUGAUAGGAAUGUGUGCAUUAAAGUCGCCUUGAAUCUAUGUUCAUUCGUUUACAAAUUAUAUCUCCGGUUUUUAUUUAUUUAUUUUAUUCAUUUUUACGAGUUUAAUUUUUUUUAGAAGUCAGGAUAAGGACCUAUAAGUUUGUUAAAGUUACUGCCCAAAACAUCUUAUCUAUGCCCUAAAGAAAUUCCACUUUUUUCCGCAAUAAUCUAUAAUAAUUCGAGCUAUGACCAAAGUAGCCAUGUCCUUCUAGCAAAGUUUGCUGCAAAUUCUUUUUGUUUGUUUUUUAAAUGCAUACAUUUUGCAUGAAAUAUUUUUAUUGCAAGCCAUGUAUAACAAUUUAUUGUUAUUGUUCCUUGUUGAAAGAUUAUGUAUAGAAUUUUACAGAAUUCGAGUGAAUGGAUUGUUAUCUAAAGUUUUGCUUGUGUAUUUUCAUUUUACUAAAUGAAAUUGAUCUAGCGAUAAUUAAGAUUGAGAACUAGAUCUGCAUUUACUUCUAACUGACGAGAGUAGCAUAGUGUAUCAUUUAUAAAUGGUGCUCAUAACUAAAUAAGGAAACCUAAUUUUUUUUUUUCACUUAUUGAAAAGAAUCUGAACGAGUAAAUUACUGUUACAUUUUUAUUUAUUGUAUAUAUUCUAAUAUUUAAAUACUAAUUUCAUGAAUGAGGUGUAGAAAUGCCAAAUAAUUAAAUUAUAGGUGUUUUUUUAAAUAUAUUUCUACGAAAUAUAAAGUAAAAGGCACUGUUAGUUGUUUUCAGUGACAAUCGUUUCUGUGGAGUAUCAUAUUUGUUGUGGUCCUUCUGAAUCUAAGUGCCUAACUUUGUAAGUCAGCAUCAUAUAAAUACAGUCUUAAGCUUGAUGGUGAUACUGCAACAUAAAUACAGCUUGCUGUCGUAUUUAUUGGAGAGAAACGUCAAUGAUGGAGUUGAAUUCUAAAGAAUGUGAGUUGUAGAAUACAUGUAACACUUUUUGCAAUAAAGUUGUCAAUCUUUCUC